Messenger RNA from Lodderomyces pseudojiufengensis, 996 nucleotides. RefSeq names its product DNA-directed RNA polymerase III subunit. Gene Ontology annotation, cellular component: RNA polymerase III complex. NCBI's taxonomy places the organism in Eukaryota, Fungi, Ascomycota, Pichiomycetes, Serinales, Debaryomycetaceae. Gene Ontology annotation, biological process: transcription by RNA polymerase III. The transcript has a single exon. The record is from RefSeq and is a predicted model, not a curated record. The coding region runs from base 1 to 996 and encodes 331 amino acids.
AUGUCCACCAAUUUAUCUGAAGUUGCAAAGCUUCUACAUACCAAAAUGAUUCAAACAAAUGCACAGAAACAAUAUAGUGUUGAAGAACUUUUAAAAAUGUCCAAAAUUGAAAAAGAAACAGAAUUAAUGGUACAUUUACAAGAAUUAAUGAAUUUAAAAUUAAUAAAAUUAAGUAAAGUUGGAACUGAUUUAAGAUUUCAACCAAUAAGUAUUGGAGAAUCUGAAAAAAUUAGAAAUAUGAAUGAUGAUGAAGCAAUGAUUUAUCUGUAUAUUGAAGCAAGUGCAAGAGAAGGUAUAUGGACAAAGACAUUAAAAGCUAAAACUAAUUUACAUCAACAUAUUGUUAAUAAAUGUUUAAAAAAUUUAGAAACUCAAGGAUAUAUAAAAUCUAUAAAAUCAGUAAAACAUCCAACAAGAAAAAUUUAUAUGUUAUAUCAUUUGCAACCAAGUAUUGAUGUUACUGGAGGUCCAUGGUUUACUGAUUCUGAAUUAGAUACUGAAUUUAUAAAUACUUUAUUGCAUGUAAUAUGGUUAUUUAUAGUUAAACAAACUUUCCCACUGAGUAAACAAUUUCCAAAUUUAAAUCCAUUACAAUCAUCAUUUACUAAAUCAAGUUUUAUUGGAGUUGAUUUAGAUUCCAUAUUAAAUUAUAUAAAUACAAGUGAUGUAACAAGUGUUGAAUUAGAAUUAAAAGAUGUAAAUGCAUUAUGUGAUGUUUUAAAAUUUGAUGAUAAAAUUGAAGAAGUUGAAACAGGUUAUAGGAGUGUAUAUAAAGCAACAAGACAAAGUAUUAAUGAAGCUGGAUUAACUAAAAAUAUAGAUGAUAUUAAAGAUCUAAUUCCAGAAUCUAAUAGAGAAUAUCUAAUUAAAAAUAAAACUUUUAGUAUUUUUGAUUUUAAAAAUGUUGAAAAUGUUGAUAUUGAUGAUAAUAAUGAUAAUAAUGAUGAUAAUGAAUUUAAAGAUGAUGUAUAUUUGGAUAGCUUUUUGAAUGUUUAA